This is a messenger RNA of Mytilus californianus (California mussel), 1818 nucleotides long. RefSeq names its product protein ZNRD2-like. The coding region runs from base 83 to 973 and encodes 296 amino acids. The transcript has 6 exons. NCBI's taxonomy places the organism in Eukaryota, Metazoa, Mollusca, Bivalvia, Mytilida, Mytilidae. The record is from RefSeq and is a predicted model, not a curated record.
GUAGAUUAUAUAUCAAUGUACAGGAAUCUACCAAUGUAUGCCGAAUGCUUGAUCGAAAGAAGUUUGGAAGUUAUUAUUUUUCAUGUUUAACACCUCAAUCGAUAUCCCAAUGAACAUCAUGAAUAAGUCUAGCGGUAUGACAUUAGAUGACUAUGAAUGGCAGCCUCCAACUGAAGCUGAAAGGAAAAUUAUUCAAGCACGAAGAGAACGCUCUGACAAGAUUAGUAGCAUAAUGGGUGAAUACCUCCUUAAAGGUUACAAAAUGCUUGGUUCAACCUGCCAAUUUUGUGAGACAAUUUUAUUAGAAACUCCAAUUGGGGAGAAGUAUUGUAUAGCCUGCAAAGAACUUGAUGAAGAUACACAAGAAAACAUCCCAGAAGAAUUUCAAGAAAACAACCCUGUAUUUCAGGCUGAAGCUUCUGAGCAAUCUUUACGUGGUGAAGAGAGACUGGAAAGGUCUGAUGCAAUCAGUAAACUAUUAGGAGAUUAUUUACUGAAGGGAUACAAAAUGUUAGGAUCUACAUGCAGUAAAUGUGAUACUAUUCUGUUACAAGGCAAAGGCAGAAAUGAAAAAGAUCUUUGUGUAUCCUGUGAAAUUCUUAAUGAUGGAAAAGACAAUACCCCAACAGCAGUAACAACAUCAUCAUCCUCUGAAAUGUUAGCGAAUACCGCUGCAAUACCCAACUCAGCAAGGUUUGAAAAUGCUGAUACAAUGUCCUCCCCAGCUAUGUUAAGAAAUGCCACUGCAAUGUCCUCACGACCGAUUCAGACGGUGACAAGAACAACUAGUCGAUCCCAGUGUACCAAUACCUUAUCCUAUACUGAGGAUGUAUUAAGACACAAAAUAGAAUGGGCAACCCAACAACUCCAGUCAUCAUCCAGUGUGGACUAUAGCAUACAAAUUUGUAAUCUGAUAAAAUCAGCUGCAGAUGCUUUUUCAUCAUUACAGACUAUUAAAUUUACUAAUGAAUAACUGGUAUCUGUUUACCCCUAAGGUUGCUUUGAAUGCAAAAUUGUGAUGUUUUCCAGUUUUCAUGAAUAAAUACCGGUAUAUGGAUGAGAAGAUACUAUGGCAUUUGUGCGAAUGAUUUCAUUUAGUUUUUUGUCUUGCUUCUUGCAAAUUUUUCAGAAUGUGAGACAUAGGUAUGCUAUUCGACUGCUGUUUUAAUAAGUGGUUAUGAAACUAUGAAUUGAUUAAAUGAUAGAUCAAAUUUUAAUUUUUGAACAAAUGUGGAAAAAUCUAAUGCAUUUAAGUGUUAUCUGUAUAUUUUAAUGUUACAAAAUGACAACAAUUAUUGAAAAGUAUCAUUUUAAAAUGAUCAAAAAGGAGGAAGAAAUUGAAUCAUUUUUAGCUCACCUGGCCCGAAGGGCCAAGUGAGCUUUUCUCAUCACUUGGCGUCCGUCGUCGUCCGUCGUCAUUAGCUUUUUACAAAAAUCUUCUCCUCUGAAACCACUGGGCCAAAUUUAACCAAACUUGGCCACAAUCAUCAUUAGGGUAUCUAGUUUAAAAAAUGUGUCCGAUGACCUCGCCAAUCAACCAAGAUGGCCACCAUGGCUAAAAAUAGAACAUAGGGGUAAAAUGUAGAUUUUGGCUUAUAUCUCUGAAACCAAAGCAUUUAGAGUAAAUCUGACAUAGCGUAAAACUGAUUAUCAGGUCAAGAUCUAUCUGCCUUGACAUUUUCAGACAAAUCUGACAAACUGUUGUUGGGUUGCUGCCCCUGAAUUGGUAAAUUUAAGGAAAUUUUGCCGUUUUUGGUUAUUAUCUUGAAUAUUAUUAUAGAUAGAGAUAAACUGUAAACAGCAAUAAUGUGCAGCAAA